Messenger RNA from Oppia nitens, 5197 nucleotides. Its product is annotated as ankyrin repeat and SAM domain-containing protein 1A-like. Gene Ontology annotation, cellular component: cytosol. Gene Ontology annotation, molecular function: protein binding. NCBI's taxonomy places the organism in Eukaryota, Metazoa, Arthropoda, Arachnida, Sarcoptiformes, Oppiidae. The transcript has 17 exons. Bases 158 to 5128 code for a protein of 1656 amino acids. The record is from RefSeq and is a predicted model, not a curated record.
UUAGUUUUAAUAGUUAGUGUAAACUGUAGUAUAAAGUGCAGUCACAUCAUCGACACGACAUAGACAUUGGGAGGAGGACUAGGACUACGACAACAACAACAACAAUGGACAGGAAGUGCGUGUAUAGGAUUUGCGUCGAUGUCCCGGUCCAAACACAAUGGACUCGUGCGGCUACACGUGUUUACAUCACGCGGCACUCAAUGGACACAAGGAUAUCGUCGAACUGCUGCUAACACUCGAUGCCAAUCCUAAUCUGGUGGACAAUCGCGGCUCAUCGGCCCUACAUUUGAGCGCCUGGACCGGCGAUAACGAAAUUGUGGACAUGUUGUUGACUAAGUCAGCUCACGUGCCAAACAUCAAUCUAAAGAACAACGAUAUGGACACUGCCCUACAUUUUGCCGCACAAUACGGACACACAUCAGUCGUAUCACUAUUACUACAGAGCGGUGCCGACGCUAUGUGUCGUAACUUGAAGGACGAGUCGGCCCUGGAUUUGGCCGCACAGUACGGCCGUACGGAUACAGUUGAACUACUGUUACGUACCCGACCCAGUCUGGCCCGACAUCUAACCGGUAGACACUCGCCCCUGCAUUUGGCUGCACGUAAUGGUCAUCGCACGUGCGUUAAGUUACUCAUUGAUGCCAGAUUUGAUGUCAACUAUUGUACCGAUACGGGCAGUGCCCUACACGAGGCGGCAUUGUUUGGCAAACUAGAAGUUUGUCGACUAUUACUGAAAGCUGGUAUACAUACAGAUUUAGAGGACAGUUAUCAUCGGACAGUUGUCGACAUACUGGUCGAUCUGAAUACACCAAUAGCCAAACAAACAGUCAAACUAAUACGUGAGCACAGUCUACUAUCGGUUAACAACACCGAUACGGACGGCGGUGGCGGCAGCGGUGGUGGCGGCGGUCUAUUGAGCUACACUUCAUCAUCGCAUUGUAUAUCACCGCCGCCGGGAUAUACAGAUAAUACACCCGAACAUCAACCGUACGGUUAUCAACAUAAUCAUGAUAUCGGCGGUGUCGGCGGUGGCGGUAUCGAUGGUAAGGCAUCGCCGGCCAUGACCUCGGCCUCCGAGUUUAGCUACUAUGAACCGGUACCGCCACCGGCACCCAGACAUGGACCGAAAAGUGUCCGAUCGAGCACCGGUAGUGAGGAUAAUAAUAAUCGUUUAUCAAAACCACGACUGUCCCGAUCCAGGGAUUCAAUACUAGAUGGCUAUUCAACAACAGCGUCGAGUAGGUCACCCUCCUAUCUGGACUAUGAGAUACCACCCCCGUUGCCACCCCGGCAUUUUUUACACAAUGAUGAUGAUGAUGGUUAUGGCGAUGCUGAUGGACAUAUGGAUAGUGGCAAUGGCAUCGCUAGUAGUAGUUUGGGUAGGAUUGAUGACUACUCGACUGGCAAUAAUAGAAAUAGUCAUACUAGCAGCUGCGAUACGGCUGGAUCACCUGUAGUAGCACCGUUAGUAGCCGAUGAUUAUGGACAACUACUAGUUAGGCGGCACCGGCAUCAUAGUAGUCAUCAAAAUAGCAACAAUAAUACAUACGAUACACAGCACCUGGACAUCAACCCGAGCCGACCCGAUUCACAGUCAUCGAUGGCCAGUAGCAGCAAUCGGUCGAGUUAUGGCCGGACAACCACCACUAGUACUACCGGUGCCAAUGGCUUAGUAUCUGUAAAGCCUAUACCGCCUAUGAAACCGCCGCGCAAAUCAAUAUCGCCGGUAAACAGGAGUCUAACAAUCAAUACCUAUGACUAUAGCACCGGUAGUUAUAGUAGUCGUCAGCAACAACACGAUAGGACACUAACGGGUCGUAAUUGUCAUAAUAAUAAUAAUAAUAAUUUCUGUGAUAAUAAUACUAAUACAACCAAUGAUAGUGAGAAGUUUAAUGAAAUUAAACGCCGACUGAUAGAGGAAUCAGAUUUUUCCAAACUAUACGACCAAAUAGCUAACGGUUCCGCUUCACCGAUACUGACCACUACUACUACCGGCGGCGGCAGCACUGGUAGUCCCCGGCCAUCAAGCGAUGGCUAUACUGUAGGUUCGGUCGACACGGGUAGUAUCGGUGGUCAACAACAUAACAACAAUAACAUCCGUCGUAUAAAACCGUCGGGUAUUACACCCUAUUUGCGAUCAAAGUCUGAACUACAGUCCACGUCGUCGUCUAAUAAAUAUAUUUACGAAACCAUUACUACCGCUACUACCGGUGCUGACGAUGAUGAUGAAGCUAACGGUGCUGCCGACGACGGUGAUGAUAGUACACUAAAAGCACCGGUGGUGGCCAUGCACUACAUGUGCGACAAUGGCGAUAUAUAUGCCAAACCUAAACGAUCAACCGUUCAGAUACCGGUUCAUUGUACGGCACCGGAUAGUAGCCAACUAUUGCUGGAUAAUAAUAAUAGGCGUUCCCGUUGUUUGAAUGGCAGCGGCGGCGGCGGCGGCACCGGUAGUUGUAGUAUUGGUGGACAGUCGACACCCGACUACGAGCCGCCCAGUCCUACCACUGCCCUGAAUGGCAUACAUGCAGUCAUUCAGCCCCUGUGUCAGGAGUAUAAACGUGUUAACGGCAACAAUCAUUAUCAUAACCACAAUAACCUACAGCACCGGGAUAUUGAAACCUUAACUGAGGAACAACUGUUUGCAUCAUUGGAUUCAAGCGGUUACGUUAGGCUAAGCUUAAGGAACGGUAGUUUCAAUAGCAGUAGUAGUGAUAACAACAACAAUAAUAAGAGAUCAGUGGCCGUCAGUACUGAUAUCAAUGGUUGUAUAUAUGAUUUGAAAUUCAAUAGUGGUUUGACUAUCGGUGCCAACAAUAGUAAUAAUAAUAAUAAUAGGCGUAGUGUUGUGUCGAGUGAUAAUCAUAUUAAGCGAAAAACUAAUAGUAAUAAUAAUAAUAUUAAUAAUAAUAAAACAAGUGUUUAUCAUAACUAUUGUGAAACAUUGAAAUUAGACAGAAGUGGCGAAAAAGAGAACCCAUUUGCCGGUUUAUGUCGGGGAUCAGUGACCAAUAGCACCGGUUGUGGCGGCCAGACAUCGACAGUACGCCGACGGGACGGUACGUCUAUUGACGGCAAUCAGCAAAAAAAAUCGCUUCUUCGCCGGCAAAGAAAUUUCAAUUGUUGUGAUAAUACUAAUAACAUAUAUUCAACACUCAAACGAACCAAACAUAAACAAAAAGCCAAAAGUAUGGACAAUAGCGGCACCGGCGGCGGCACCGGUAGUAUAGCCGGUGCUGGCAAUGGUGACCAUCAUUACCAUAGCGGCGGUAGUCGUAGUAGUAAUGCCAUGAAAAUAGCGGCCAAAUCUACCACUACUACUACUACUACUACUGGUGGUAAUCACCAGUCGUUUGACGACCUGUUGUCCGCGCCAUCCAUACGGACGACCACUAGUAGUACUGAUGACAACAACUCGAGGAUCAGUAGCCGAUUGUCCGGUAGUCCGUUGUUUGAUGAGAAUCACGAGUGGGCAGAGAUUGCUAGGAUUAUGGACUCGUUUGGGUCGACCAUCGGUCGGGAUAACAACACUACUACUACUACUACUACUACUACUACUACCGGUAGUAGUAGUGGUGGUGUCGUCGGCGGACUAACACAUAAUUUCAGCGAAGAUAUGGAUAAAUCGUUUUCCAGUUGUCUAUCAAAAGAGUCGUCGUCUACCGAUUUUGAGGAACAGUCGGUCGAGGAAUGGCUAUCAAGGAUAGGACUGUCAGAGUAUAGCAAUUUGCUAAUUGUUAACGGAUUUGAUAACGUACUAUAUAUGGGAUCAAACGUUAUGGACGACACAGAUCUACUUGAAAUCGGUGUAACCAAUGCCUCCCAUAGAGAUCGGAUACUAUUGGAGGCCAAACAACGGCUGCCUAUUGUCCGACAGUUGACUGCCGAUGAUGUCCAACAAGUAUCAGUCGACCAAUGGUUACUGUCAUUGAAACUAUACGACUCGUACGGCCAGUCGUUUGCCGAAAAUGGUUAUACAGAGAUGUCUAGAGUCCGUAAUCUAUGGGAAGUCGAGUUGAAUACUGUAUUGGAAAUCAAUCGAUUGGGUCAUCGGAAACGUAUACUGGCCUCCCUGGGUGAAAGGUUACGGUUGAUUGAGGAUCUGGGUCUCGAUGAUCUAGAUUUUGAUAAAUUGAAUCUCAAUAUAAGUCAACUAUCAGUGGAUGAAGGUUUGGAUACCUGUUCAUCGACAAUGACGGCUACAUCCCUGUCCACUAAUGCAUCCAUAGUAGGAGGACAGUCGACUAGUAGGACAGGGCAGCAGCAGUCGGAAACACCUAAAACUACUACUACUACUACUACUGAAUCAAAUAAACAACAAUCGGACAGUAGUAGGACAGGUAGUCAACAGUGGAAACAUACCAAUCGUGAGCUAAUUGAUAGUUCGUGUAAAUAUACGGCCAGUUAUUUGGGUUCAACAUUAGUCCGUGAACUCCGUGGUAUCGACUCGACCCGUGCGUCCAUACAGAAGCUCCGACAGUCGACCAAAACCAUCGGGAAAAUACCGCAAAUAAUACUAUCCAUAAGCUAUAAGGGCGUCCAGUUUAUCGAUGCCGUCACACAAGUGAUGGUAUGCGAGCACUCUAUACGUAAUAUACAGUGUAUAUGUCAGGACAGCGAAGAUCUCAAUCAUUUUGCUUAUAUAACCAAAGAGUUGGAAACAAACAAUCAUUAUUGUCAUGUAUUUUCAUCAAAUAAUACGGAUUUGGUAACCGAUGUCAUACUAACAUUGGGACAGGCAUUUGAAAUUGCCUAUCAAAUGCUCAAAGUACGCAUAAUAUUGGACGCCAUGAGGAAACUGCCGGCUGCACCACUACUGGCCACAACAACAUACCAGUGCCCACCACCACAACAACAACAACAACUAAAGCGUCGACACCAACAACACCUACAACAACAGGUUCGGCAUCAGUCGUACCCCCGAAGCAGUCGCCGGCACCGCAAAGGUUGGGCACUACAACGUCAGCAUCAAUUGCACCAACAAUUGGCGGCUCAAUACCGGUGGCAAUACCUACGAUACCUACGCAGCAGCCGAAGCCCAAACCCGUGUCCACCAUCGGCAGCAGCGGUAGCACCGGUAGACUACCGCAGCCCCAGCCGCCGGCCGUACCUAAGCAUACGGGUAUAAUAAAACCGACGCCAUCGCCAAAACCGUCGACAUUACCGAAACCAUUGUCGUCGGCGUCGUCGUCAAUGA